This is a messenger RNA of Condylostylus longicornis, 312 nucleotides long. Its product is annotated as general transcription factor II-I repeat domain-containing protein 2B-like. The transcript has a single exon. NCBI's taxonomy places the organism in Eukaryota, Metazoa, Arthropoda, Insecta, Diptera, Dolichopodidae. The coding region runs from base 1 to 312 and encodes 103 amino acids. The record is from RefSeq and is a predicted model, not a curated record. Gene Ontology annotation, molecular function: protein dimerization activity.
AUGGAAUUAAUCGAAUUAUCAGAAGAUCAAAUAUUUAAAUCUCUCUUCAACGAUAAGAAGAAUCCAACUGAAAUAUGGAAGAUUGCCGUUGAUUACCCAAAACUUCGUGAACAUGCUCGUCGUAUCCUCUCCUGUUUCGGCACAACUUAUUGCUGUGAAUCAACAUUUUCACAUAUGACGCAAAUUAAAUACUGCUUGAGAUCCCAAUUAACUAACGCUCAUUUGGAAGACCAACUAAGAUUGAAGACAACGAGGCUGGAACCAAAUAUAAAAUUGUUAUCGAGCAACAAACAAUCACAGAAAAGUCAUUGA